Girardinichthys multiradiatus is the source of this 4083-nucleotide messenger RNA. It is a transcript of the gene rrbp1a, whose product is annotated as ribosome binding protein 1a. Bases 255 to 3614 code for a protein of 1119 amino acids. Lineage: Eukaryota; Metazoa; Chordata; Actinopteri; Cyprinodontiformes; Goodeidae. The record is from RefSeq and is a predicted model, not a curated record. Gene Ontology annotation, cellular component: endoplasmic reticulum membrane. Gene Ontology annotation, biological process: protein transport. The transcript has 27 exons.
AGAGGGCCAGCGCGUCUAGCCAGCUCGAAGUGCCACGACUUCACAGCAGACCUCGGAUCCAAGCGCAGUGAGGGGGAGAGCGCAGUUAGACGAAAAAAGACAAGAAUCAAGUUAGCUGAUUUAUAAAGGUAGCUUUCCACAGAAGUCUCCUCAUCUCCAACCCAGAGUCCGUUUUUGCCCUCAACCAGCACCUUCUUGAAGCAAGCAGACGUCGCUUUGCCAGGACCAAAAGCGCAGUUCACUGAAUUCAAAAGAUGGAUAUCUAUGACCCCCAGACCCUUGGGAUUGUGGUAUUUGGUGGCUUUAUGGUGAUCUCUGCCAUAGGGAUUGCCCUGGUGUCCACCUUCUCCAUGAAGGAAACCUCUUAUGAGGAGGCCCUCGCUAAACAGCGCAGGGAGUUGGGUAAAACACAGUCAGUUCGCUCGGAGAAAAAGAAAAAGGACAAAGUAGCGGAGAAGAAGAGCCGUGGGAAGAAAAAAGAGGAGAAGCCCAAUGGAAAAAUCCCGGAACAGGAGAAGGCUGAAGAAGUUGCUGACUCUGAAGCUGAAGUAGCCAAUGAGCCUGCUGCUGCACCAGCUGUAUCUGCUAUUCCUGCCCCUGAGCCUGCUCCAGUGGUUGAAGUUAAACCAUCUGCAGCCCCAGUGGCUGCAGAGACCCAACCCAAAGCUGCAGCUGAACCCAGCUCUGCAGCUGAACCCAGCUCUGCUGCUGAGCCCUUACCCGUGCCCUCGCCUAAGGAGAAAAAGAAGAAGAAGGUGGCAAAGGUUGAGCCAGCCUCAACUCAGCCAGCUCCAGUGGUGUCUACUCCCACACCAGUGAAGUCUUUAGCAGCCACUUCUACAACCCAGCCUCUCCUAUCUGUGCAGACCAAAGCAGUGAUAUCAUCCUCUGCACCAGCAUCUUCAAAACCUGCUCCUGCAUCCACCAAGGCUCCUGCAGCUCCUGCAUCAACCAAAUCUGCACCUGCUCCAGCACCUGCCCCCACAUCAGCUAAGUCUACCAAUGCCCAAGCUAAAUCUUCCCCUGCACCAAACAAAUCGACCCCCACACCAAACAGGUCUGCCUCAGCCCCAGCGAAGUCUACACCAGCUCCAUCCAAGGCUGCCCCAGUGCUAGAGGCGGUCACCAAAGAUGUCCCAGUAAUGGCUGUGCCUCCAGUGGGGUCUCGGCAGGUUUCUGCUGCUCCAACAAAAGCACAGGAACCCAAGAAGAAGGCUUCCAAAAAGAAGUCUGAGCCUGCAGCAGCAGCGGUGGUUGACACUGCUGACGCUCCGCUGCACCUACCCUAUAAAGCUCUGGUUUCCACCAUCAGCAGCAUGAUGUUCAGUGAGGGAGAGGCACACAGGCUCAUUGAGAUCCUCUCUGAGAAAGUCGGCAUCAUUCAUGAUUCCUGGCACAUGGCCUCUCAAAAGGGAGAUCCUGUCGCCAUAUUGAAGAAGCAGCUGGAGGAGAGAGAGAAGCAGCUGGCAGCAGAGCAGGAGGAUUCUUCUGCAGCCAAGAAUCGUCUCAGAGAGCUCACCAAGGAGCUUUCGGUAGAGAAGUCCAAGGUUGCCAGCGUGGAGACGCGGCUGAGUUCUCAGCUGAGCAAGAGGGAACAAGAAAUGAUUGCUCUGCAAGCCCGCAUGCAAGCCAGUUACCAGGACCAUGUAGCCCAGACCCAGAGGCUCAAUGCAAAGAUCCUGAGCCUGCAGGACCAGCUGGAAAAAGGCCCUAAUGCCCAACUUGCUCGUCUACAACAGGAAAAUUCAAUCCUCCGCGAUGCUCUAAACCAGGCAACUAGUCAAGCUGAGAGCAAACAAAAUGCAGAACUGGCCAAGCUGCGUCAGGAAUGUGCAAAGUUAACCAAAGAGCUGGGAGAGAAGACUGAAAGUCUGCUUGCUGAUGAGCAAGUGAGGAAAGUGCUGGAGUCCAAGCUCUCUGCUGCAGAGAAGCAGCUCUCACUGCUGCAGGAAAGCCGGGCAGAAAGUGAGCAGGCGUUGCAGAAGAGACUGGAGGAGGUGUCUGAGGAGCUCAGGACAACACAAAGCAGAAACGGCAGCCUGCAGGCCACUCUGGAGCAGACCCAGCAGGACAGUGGCGCACUUUCAGGGUAUCAAGUACGCAUAGAGAGAUUGGAGGCUGAAGUCAAGGAGCGGUCUGCUCAGGUGGACACUCUCACUGUCCAGCUGGAGGAGACACAAGUAGAGAAGAACCAGCUUACACAGCAGGUAGUCUCCAUCAACUCGCUGUUGGACGCAAGUCAGAACAAGCAGGAUGACGACAGAAAACAGCAGGCGGAUCCAGCAGAACUGGAACAUCUAAAGCUGAGCCUUCAGGAAAAGGACCGCCAGUUGAGUGCACUUCACGAGGAGGUGAAGCAGCUGCAGAUAAAGCAGGAAGCUGCUGAAAACACAAUUUCUGAACUCAAGCAAAAAAAUAAGAGCGAGGAUGCCACCCUCGUCUCGUCGCUUCAGGAAGAACUCAAGAACCUCAAAGAGGAGAUGGUGCAAGUUAAAAACUUAAAAUCGGACAGUUCAGCAGAGCUCGCGCAACUGCAGAACAGUCUGUCUGAGACGGAGUCCCUCGUUGCAUCACUACAAGAAGAGCUGAGGGAAGCAAAAGCAGCUACAGAUGCUAAUGCGGCGGCUCAACUGGCAGCUCUUCAAAGUGAAACCAAAGAAACUCUUCAGUCGCUCUUCCCACAGAUACCAGUAGAAACAAAGCAGUCCAACUGGUUAAAGGUAUUUACACAGAAAGCUCAGGAGGUACUGAGCCAGCAGAGUCAAGACACAGCAUCGGCAGAGAAACUGAAGGAAUCAGAGGCAAACUAUAGUUCCCUGCAGGCGGACUGUGACCAGUACAGGACUGUCCUGGCUGAAACUGAAGCAAUGCUGAAACAUCUGCAGCAAAGUGUAGAAGAGGAGGAGUUGGUUUGGAAGUCAAAGAUGGGAAACUCAGAGGAACAGUUGAAGGAGGCUUUGCAGAAAGUCAGCAAGCUUGAAGCAGAAAGCCAAAGUGUAGAACAGUUGAAGGAACAAAUUAUGCUUCUUGAAGCUCAGCUUGAGAAACAAUCAGACAACCCAAUGACCUCAGAAGACGUGGAGCAGCUGAAGCUGCAGCUGUCCGAUUGUCAGAACCAGUUGGAUCUGGCCCAGAAGGAGGUCCAGGCACACAAGGAGGAGCUCCAACAGGUCAGAGCACAGCUGGGCGAGAUCACGACGCGGACGCGGGGAGAGCAGAACGGCCCAGCUGAGGCUGAACCCAGUCAGGUCCAGAACGAGAUGAAUCAGACGAUGGAGAAGCUGCAUGGAGAGGAAACUCAAAGGCAGCAGCUCUCAGAGGAAUUCACGCAGGCCCAGAAGACAGUAGGUGAUCUACAGGCCCAGCUGGAUCUUUUAAAAGUUUCUUCAGAUGCACCGCAGUCCGACACAGAAGAUGUAGCUCAGCUCAAGGAGCGCCUUGAGAAGGAGAAAAAGCUGUCCAAAGACCUUGGCCAAGCAGCCACUAAGCUCCAGCAGCUUCUUAAAGCUACUCAGGAGCAGCUGACCAAAGAGAGAGAGACUGUGAGAACACUACAGGAGCACCUGGAGGUCAAGGGAGAAUUUGUAGAACUGAAGGAAGGAACAUCUGUCUGAGUUGAAGCUCACGAGGAACACUACAAUAAAACUGCCAAAUAUGCCUUAUGAUUACCUAGUUAUGCAUUCCAAAUUUAUUCUUUCUUGUACUGUAGUUUGCAUUUUUGUUCAAACCUUUAAGGAUCAGAUAUUUUUGAAUAAUGAUCAUUUCAAAGUAAGACUAGAGGAGAGAAUCCUGCUGCAUUCUUUGUUGAAGCCCACAUUCCAGCUACAAUUCUGACCAUGUCAGGAGUUAUUUAUCUCUUUGCCUUAUAUUAUAUUAACAUUUCCCCAUAGUUCAGUGUUAAAAAGGGAACGUGAAGGCACGUCAGACGUGCUUCAAUCUGUGCAAUUACUUUGUAUGUCUUUUUUUUCUAUGUGGUUGAAUGAUGGGAACACUUUAUGGUUCAUUGUUAGAGCCUGCUUUCCUCUGUAUCUGGCUGACAAAACAUCAGAUUUGUAUGAAUGAAUAAACUACAGUCGAGCACUA